AUGGAAGUUGAAAAACACUAUACUCCAAGAGUAGCCAAGCAGAAAGCGUUGUCUACGGUCGUAACAGGGAAUAAGAAAAAACACAAAUCAGAGCAACAGCAAUCACCUAAGAAGUAUUGUUUUGAAGAAAAGAUAAGGUACUAUGUACACAAGAUAAAAUCGUGGUAUCAGGUGAUAGCCACUGGUUUAUCUUUGGCAGACCCAAGACAUGAAGAUGGCUCAUCAGCAGCCAGGUACUUGCACAAAACCUGUAUGAACGAUUUCACAGUGGUAGAAAUUCUUGAAGUUAUGUCGCUUUUACCAUAUCUGUGCCCUUACUACCGAUUUUCUGCAUAUCAUGAAUAUGCUAGAUUUAGAUGUGUGUGUUCUGGCGAAGAGAACUGUACCCCAGUCGGUAGUGACUUUAAACUGUUCUGUAAAAGAACUUGUGAUGAAUCCCCUUAA
Messenger RNA from Paramuricea clavata, 444 nucleotides. Lineage: Eukaryota; Metazoa; Cnidaria; Anthozoa; Malacalcyonacea; Plexauridae. The record is from the annotation of a GenBank genome assembly.